Molecule: messenger RNA, 2184 nt
Organism: Cutaneotrichosporon oleaginosum
Lineage: Eukaryota; Fungi; Basidiomycota; Tremellomycetes; Trichosporonales; Trichosporonaceae
Source: RefSeq, a predicted model, not a curated record
CAAACUGCUCCUCCUCUCGCGCCCCCCAUUCACCUUCUCCCUCAUAACGCUCGAGCGUCUCUCAUCGUCUAUGGCACAUUCUACGACGUGCGCAUCCGCAACAUGGUGCUCCUCUUUCCCUCCACCUUCGUUGACAACCCUUUCCUCACGCGGGCCGACGUAGCGCUAGGCCUCAAGGGCCUCCUCGACCCCUUGGAGCCUCAUACAUCGCGUGGCGGGGGUAGCAUAGACAUCGGCUCAACCGCUGCUCACUACGACACGCGUGCUGUGGCGCUCGAGGCGUUUGCUCGGCCACUUUGGGGACUCGCAUCCUUGUUGGCCGGCGGAGAUGAGUACUCGGGUACUAAGCGCUGGGUGGUGGGACUGGCGAGCGGGACAGAUCCUCACAGCGACGAGUACUGGGGUCUCUCGAGAGCCAAAGACCAGCGCAUGGUCGAGAUGAGUCCGCUUAGUUUCGCCAUAGCUCUCGUCCCCGACGCCUUCUACAACAGUCAGACGCCGGAGGCGCAGGGCAACGUCGCCACCUUCCUUGCCUCGUGCAUGACUCGACCAAUGCCUGACACAAACUGGCUAUGGUUCCGUGUCUUCGCUAACCUCGCUUUGCGCUCCAUCGGCUCUGAGCUUCACCAGCCCGAAAGGAUGGCAGCCGACCUGCAGCGGCUGGACUCAUUCCAGCUUUCUUCUCAUCCACCGACUGGUGGUGAUCUCGUCGGGUCAGCGGGGUGGAGCCGCGACGGCCCCGAGGAUGUCAAGCAGCUGGACUACUAUUCCUCGAGCUUCGCAAUACAAGUCGCGCAGAUGGUCUAUGCUAAACUGUGUGCCGACACGGAUCCAGAGCGUGCCAAAGCAUACAAACUGCGAGCUCAGGAGUUUGUCAAAGACUUCGUGUACUACUUUGACGAUGAGGGAAACGCCAUCCCCUUUGGCCGCUCGAUGGUCUAUCGCUUCGCUGUCGUCGCGACAUUUUCGGCCAUGGCCCUCUGCGACGUCGAGCCCCCAUCUUGUCUGGAAUGGGGGCAUAUCAAAGGCCUGGUGCUGCGCCAUCUCAGGACCUGGUCUGGCAAUCGUGACAUCUUCCGAUCUGAUGGGACCCUCAACAUCGGAUAUGCCUACGACAACAUGUACGCGACGGAGAACUAUAACGCCCCCGGAUCGCCGUACUGGGCCUGCAAAGCCUUCCUCUGUCUCGGUGCAUCUCUGAGCCAUCCCUUUUGGACCUCUGACGAGCUGCCCUGGCCCAGCACCAUGCCGAGCAUCAAGGCCCUCCCCGACCCGGGGCACAUCUUGGUCCGGUCGGGCGGACACGUCUUCCUCCUCUCGUCCGGCCAGACGGCACACUACACAAUGCGCAACGGAAAUGCAAAAUACUCCAAGUUUUCGUACUCGUCAACCUUCGGUUUCUGCUACUCCACGGGCACGCUGGACCUGGAGCAGCUCGCCGCGGACGGGAUGCUGGCCCUGCGCGACGCGACGCCAGGCAUCGAGGCCUCGGACUCGGACACAUGGCGCGUAAGGCGGGUGCCGCUCGAUGCGCGGAUUGUGGGCCGGGGAACCGACGACGUCCACCUCCGCAGUGCGUGGCGGCCAUUUCCCGAUGUCUAUGUGGAGACGUGGCUCUUCCCGCCAAGGGACAGCCCGAACUACUAUGUGCGUGUGCACAAGAUUACGACGGGUCGGGCACUCGAUACCGCCGAAGCAGGGUGGGCGACUUACGGUCAAGGCGAGGACGGCCGGGCGCUCGUACAGGCUUUCUCGGGGGAGACGUCGCCCGGGGGCGUGGAGGGCGAGGGCGAGGCUCGGGCAACCACGCGCGGAGGGUCAGUUGGCGUGGUCGACCUCAAGGGGUGCGGGACCGGGGUCAUGCGCCGAGGCAAGUUGGUUCAGUCUGACCCAAACUCGAACGCCGUUUUUGCCCGUUCUGUCCUCCCAACCCUCCUCGGCCACCUCGAGCCAGGAGAGCACUUCUUGGCAACCGGAGUCUUUGGGGCGCCGCCUUCCGAGGGGGAGCGCUGGGAUGAGGAGUGGGCACGGCGUCCUUCUGUGCCUCUACAUCUGUUGUAGUGAUUCGAGUCCAUUAGCUGCCGCGGAGGGCGGGGUGUAAGGAGCGCCGGAUGGUAGUAUAAAUGCACUCGGCACCGACGGUCGCUUCACUUCCGAUCCGCAGUCCCUCUCCUUCCUUCGGCC